This is a messenger RNA of Vitrella brassicaformis, 2757 nucleotides long. Lineage: Eukaryota; Vitrellaceae. The record is from the annotation of a GenBank genome assembly.
UACACAUCAAGCCUCCCAUACCCAUAUCGCUCUGCCAACACCUCAGCCCACCCCUCCUGCUACACGGCCCUGUGCUGCCGCCCCUCGGCUAGUUGAUGCCCAGCGGCUGGAACCUCCCUCUCUCGUCGACCCAUCCCAGCUGCUGCCACUCGAACUGGCAAUCCUCGAUGCCCAGGUGGGUGUUGAAGCCCUUCACGAUGCCCGUCAGUCCAUAUCUGGCCGCCUCGUCCAGCCGGGCUUUGUGCACCACCUCGCGCAGCCCCAGCCGUCUGUGUGUAAGCUGCCCUCGGUUGACAGCGAAGCACUGCAGCGGCACCCGCACCACCCGCCCGCCCACAUUGGCCAUCACACCCACCACCUCACGAUUGCCGGCCGUCUUGGUCGCUGCGCACUUGACGAAGUGCUGCAUGGCGGCCUUGACGCGGCCACCCAGUGGGGUGUGGGUCGUGAGGCGCAUCUGGUCGACGGCCUCUGGCUCGUGGAGGAAGGCCCGACCUUCCAUGCGAUGUGGGGCGUCUCGUUACUGUGGGCGAAUGGGGAGGGCCUGGAGGGGGCGGCAGGGGCGUCAUUGUCUGUCGCAUCAGACGGCUUGGGGCGGGGGGGAGGGAAGCGGGCGAGGGGCAGCAAGCGCGUCAGCAGGUCGGCGACGUCACGCUGUGGGUUGAGGGCGCCGUUGACGCCGUCCAUGACGGCCUGGGGCAGCUCGUUGUUGAGCACGGUGCGGUACUCGGCUAACACCACACCGUGCGCCUCUCGGUCGGACUGCUCGGCGUUGGGUGGCAGCUGCUGUGGCGUCCGCACCAUGUAGAUGGCCGCACCCGACCGCAGCAUCGCGCGGAUGGCCCCUCUCAUCCCGCUGAUCGUCGCAUCUCGCCGCGCGGACGGGUGGUGAUCACUCACCAAAGUGGCGAGUUCUCCGCUGGCGAGGGUGAGGGGGGUCUCGUUGUCGCUGUUUCUUUCGUUGAUGUCUGCGUGGCUGAGGUGGGGACACAGCCACUCGAUCACAUGAUACGAGCCGUAUACAGCCGCCCGGUGCAGGGGCGUUGCGCUAGGGAGGAACGGGGUGAGCGGCUGUGUGGUGUGAGUGAGGCUGGCGCCGUUGUCCUUCAUCAGCUGCAGGAAGGCGUGGAUGAAGGCCUCCGAGUAGAUGGGGCCCACACCGGCGGCCGAAUGGAUGACAUUGCAGCCACGAGCGUCGGUCUCGGUCGCGAGGGAGCGGUCUUGUUUGACGUUGUAGGUGUAGAUGGCCAUCAGGGCGGCCUCAUACCGCUCGCUCGUCCUCACCCGACGUGGCAGGAAGACCAGCUGCCGCCCCCGCAGAGCCGCCCCGUUGGCCACGAGUGUCUUGACGGCCGUCAGGUUGCCCGCUCGCACCGCCACCUCGAUGACACCGUUGCUCUCGAUGGAGCUCGGCCCGGGGAACGGAGGAAAGCUGUCGAUCCUGAGCCGAAUUAUGGCGUCGAUCAGCGCCGACAGGAUGGCCGCCUGCACCUCGCGCGACGGCCAUAGCGGCAAGAUGAACUCUCCUUCUUCAUGUUGCCCGAUGGUAAGCUCCUCCUCGAGCACUGUUGGAGUGCUCCAGUCGUCGAUGGCCAAGGACAGCAGACACAGACGCAGCACUCGAGUACGCCCGACUAUACGCCGACGCCGCAGCUCGACGUACACGGCGGCGUCGGCGCCUUGGCGGAUGAGCUGCUGCACUUCGGCAGGGGUGAUGGUGCGUAGUAUGAUCCCUUGGACCAGCCGCUGCGUCGCGUCAUUCGUGUCAGGUGGGAGGUGGAUCACGAUACCCUUCACCUUCAUCGCCUGCUGCUGCGGCCGCUGCUGCUGCUGCUGGUGUGGUUGUUGGCCAGCUGAUGAUGUGGCCGACAUCAAUGGCCAAUCCUGAUGAUCAUCGCAGAACCACACAGAAGGCUUGUGGACAUGGUGUUGAAGUGUAGUGUAGUGCAGUGUCUGCCUUCUCCUUCACAGACGCCCACCUUGUCGUAGAUCACCGCGGCAUACGAUGAGGCCGACCUGAUGUACGGCACGUCCUCGACCUUGAGCCGGCCGCCCGAGCCCCUGGCGUCUUCGUCGGUCACGGUCCACUCGUGCCCUUGCCCAGCAGGUAGAAACUCACGUGGUUGUACUCGUCUGCAAAGUGCAAAGGCACGCACAAACGCGUCCGUGCUUGUGUGGUGAGGCAUGCCAUAGAGAGUUUCUCAGUUUCUCGUACGUGCGAGCAGCUGUCUGAAUUUGAGGGUGGUCGGGUGCUGCGAUUGCCGCCCGGCUGAUGACGCGGCCGACAUGAUGCUCGAGCCCUGCGCGCAGAGCCACACAACAGAACCAGCCAUACAGAUAGGGUGUGUUGCAGUGUGCUGCAGUGUGUUGUGCGGCGGUCACGUACUCGAAGCAUUGGUCCCUGACGUUGUGCUACAGACGGUAACGCUCAGACGCGGCCGCCAUUGUCAUGUCCUAUGGAAACAGAGCGAAGGUGAUCAUCGUCGCCUCUCUCGCACACGCGGCAUGCUGGCCACCUGAAGGCGAGUCACUCGAAGAGCGCCGCCAUGCUCGCGCCGGCAUGAAUGGAUACGAUAACCUGCACAUGGACAAACAAACAGCAGCCGUGUACACAGCCGUCUGCCACCCGUCGCAGUCAUGAUGCGGUCGGUGCUCACCUAUGAAUGGGUGCUUUGUUUCAGGAGGGAGGCAGCGAGAAGCGAUGAACCAACGAUACCACUAAUCAAACCGCCUUGCAAGUUCUCCAGCCAUUGGGAG